Molecule: messenger RNA, 3295 nt
Organism: Arabidopsis lyrata subsp. lyrata
Lineage: Eukaryota; Viridiplantae; Streptophyta; Magnoliopsida; Brassicales; Brassicaceae
Product: probable tyrosine-protein kinase DDB_G0283397
Exons: 13
Coding region: 347-2401 (684 amino acids)
Biological process (GO): protein phosphorylation; regulation of DNA-templated transcription
Molecular function (GO): protein kinase activity; ATP binding
Source: RefSeq, a predicted model, not a curated record
UCAGCCGACGUACAUUAGUCUUAGAUACGGCGACCGAUUACAAUAUUGAAGUUGGAAGCGGUGUUUCGGCAACAUAAAUAAUGGUGCCGAUUAUUAUUAGGUAAUAUACAAACAAAAAAAGAAGGAUGUCGAAUACACAGAUCAUGGUUUCUCGAGUCAAUUUUCUUAAAUUCCACUUUUCUAGAGACAGGAAACUUUGGUAGGGAGCGAGAGAGAGACACUCGACAUCGAUCUUUUCCAUGAUUCAAAUCUAAUCACUCUCUAUUUCUCGACCAUGAUUCAACUCGCACGUUAUUAUUAGCUCUUCAGAUUUCGGAUUCCGUUUCCGUUUUUCUUUUGGACCGCAAUGGAGGAGGAGCUGCUGAAGAAGAUGCUCGAGCUAGAGCAAAGUCAGGAACUUCUAAAGCAGGAGAUGUCUAGGCUCAAGCUCUCCACGGAGCUUAGGCAGCCGAUGAUGUUGCCGCGCCGGCCGUUGAGCCGUAUCCAGGGAUCACCCGGGAAGUUCACUGAUAAACAGUAUUUGAAUAUUUUGCAGUCCUUGGCUCAAUCUGUUCAUGUCUUAGAUCUCAAUACACGAAUUAUCUUUUGGAAUGCUAUGUCGGAAAAGCUUUAUGGGUACUCUGCUGCAGAAGUAGUUGGAAAGAACCCAGUUCAUGUUAUUGUAGAUGAUCAGAAUGCUUCCUUUGCCUUGAAUGUUGCUCGACGUUGUGUCAAUGGAGAGAGCUGGACCGGCGAGUUUCCUGUCAAGACCAAAUCAGGGGUCAUCUUUUCAGCUGUCACUACGUGUUCCCCCUUUUAUGAUGAUCACGGCACUAUUCUUGGCAUCAUUUCUAUCACAAGUGAUAUAGCACCCUAUCUCAACCCCAGACUCUCUUUGCCUAAAUUGAAGCCGCAAGAACAUGCAAGGAACUCCAAAGGAGCUGUUUCAUCGAAACUUGGCCUUGACUCUGAUCAUCCUAUACAAGUUGCUAUAGCAUCAAAGAUAUCAAAUUUGGCAUCCAAGGUGAGCAACAAGUUCAGGUCGAAAAUGCGAGCAGGUGAUAAUAAUGCUGACCACAUGGACGAUGCAGCAUCAAGUGGUGCCAGCACAUCUAGAGAGGAUUUUAUCCAGUCUCCUUUUGGUAUAUUCACAUGUAACGAUGACAAGUUUCCUUCAAAACCCUUCAAAGAUUCCAGUAAUGAGAGUGAUAGAAAGCCUGCAAUCCAGAAGGUUCCCACCUCAAAAGCUGAAGAAUGGAUGGUAAAGAAAGAUUUGUCACGGCCAUGGAAAGGGAAUGAACAGGAAGGUUCAGGAGUAAAGCCUACUCAUUCUCUAUGGCCUUGUGUACAGAAUGAACAAAAGAAAGGUAAGUCUCACCAGAUCAAUCCAUCUUCUGGUAUUAAGUCUGAAAGCCAUGACUCUGAAAGUAAUAAGCGUACUGAUGAUGACGAAGCUUCUAGUAUGUGGUCUUCCUCUAUAAAUGCGAACAGCACAAGCAGCGGAAGUACCAGUAGGAGUGUCAUGGACAAGAUUGAUAAAGAUAGCUAUCACUUGGAAUAUGAAAUUUUAUGGGAUGAUUUGACAAUCGGGGAACAAAUUGGACAAGGUUCAUGUGGAACUGUCUAUCACGGUCUCUGGUUUGGAUCUGAUGUAGCUGUGAAAGUGUUCUCCAAACAAGAAUAUUCAGAAGCGGUCAUAAAAUCCUUUAAACAAGAGGUAUCGCUGAUGAAAAGACUUAGGCAUCCUAACGUCCUGCUGUUUAUGGGAGCUGUGACUUUACACCAGCGUCUCUGUAUAGUGUCAGAGUUCGUUCCACGUGGAAGUCUCUUCCGUCUACUGCAGAGAAGUAUGUCAAAACUUGAUUGGAGGAGGCGUAUCAAUAUGGCCGUGGACAUUGCUCGCGGUAUGAAUUAUCUUCACUGUUGUAGUCCACCCAUCAUCCAUCGUGAUCUGAAGUCGUCAAAUCUUCUGGUAGACAGGAACUGGACCGUUAAGGUAGCUGACUUUGGUCUUUCGCGUAUCAAGCAUCAGACAUACUUGACCAGCAAGUCGGGAAAGGGAACGCCUCAAUGGAUGGCACCAGAAGUUCUUCGAAAUGAGUCUGCUGAUGAGAAGUCUGACAUUUACAGCUUUGGAGUAGUACUAUGGGAGCUUGCCACAGAGAAGAUCCCUUGGGAAAAUCUCAACUCGAUGCAGGUGAUCGGAGCUGUGGGGUUCAUGAACCAGAGGCUGGAAAUUCCAAAGGACAUUGAUCCUGAUUGGAUCUCAUUAAUAGAGAGCUGCUGGCACAGCGAUACAAAGCUGAGACCCACAUUCCAAGAACUGAUGGAGAAACUAAGAGACCUGCAAAGAAAGUAUAUGAUACAGUUCCAGGGGACUCGUGCUGCGUUACUUGACAACCCUCUCCUAAAUGACAACUAAACAAAACAAAGUUGACCUUUUUCUCUUAUGCCUAUUUGUUCCUAGACGCACCGCUUCGAGACUCGAAGACUGUUCAUAAAAACAAAGAAAGAUAGAGAAUUGGUCUGCUUUUAGCGGCAACAAGUGGCCAUGCUAUGGUGGGGUGCCCAUGUCUUCCAUCACUAAACAAGGUUAUGGUGUGGGAGAUGUCAUUUCGCUAUGCAAGCGUAAUCUUGAGGCCUCAGAUUGUUUGGUUUCACAUGUAAACGCAGAAAUUGGCAUCUGAAACAAUUGACUUUCUCAAAAGCAGCAGCAGAAACAGAGGAUCACAACACGAUGGAGAUGCUUCUGAAAUAUGCACGGUCUAAUCUCCUUGCUGUGAAGUACUUGGAAUACGCAUUCCAAGUAGAGACUUACACUCUCUCUAAAGCCAACAACCUCCUACUCAACGUCGACGGAGCCAUUAGAUAUCUCUUCUCGAACCUUCUUGGCAGGAGUAGGAUCAGGAUGUUCACUUAGAAAGAGAUUGGUUAUCGCAGCGGGCUCUUCAUCCUCGCUAGAUCCAUCGGUUUAAUCGGGUAACUCUCCUAAUAGGACACAUUCAUCAUGUUCUUGAAGCAAUUUGAUUUUAUUUGAUCCACGAAUAUAAAUGGUCGCAGGCAGACAUUCGACAAAAAGAGACAGAAGCAGCCAUUGUACACUAGUGGGAAGAUGUCUGUGAUUUCCCAUUACUUUCUGGUUAUUAGUUAUUACAUCCAUCCAAGUCCCAUUUAUUUAGUAAUUUUUACAACGUCUCAGUAAAUUUUCUUAAGUUGUUAUACGUCUUAUGUUGAUAACGUAUCAUUGUUUCAAAUUUAAAAGAAUCAUGUAGUUCGAUAAAUUUCGAAAUUCUUACGAAUCAAUAGUUUUUCUAAU